Molecule: messenger RNA, 4143 nt
Organism: Bicyclus anynana (squinting bush brown)
Lineage: Eukaryota; Metazoa; Arthropoda; Insecta; Lepidoptera; Nymphalidae
Exons: 2
Coding region: 202-1242 (346 amino acids)
Source: RefSeq, a predicted model, not a curated record
AAGCGGCCGGCAAGCGUGAGCGCCAGUCAGUUGAGUAUCUAAUCUCGAAUCGAGUGAAUGUUUUUCCGUGCCUUCUGUAAUACUGACGAAAGAAGAUAAACAAACAAUAUAUUGACGUGUUUUUUGGAUAUUGUGAAAGUGCCCAGUUUUACAAACAAUAAUAUUCUACUGAAAUAGUCUUGGAAUUUCAUUUUAUUCAAGAUGGCGAAUGCUUUGCUGCUAUUAUUUGGUAUAAUAGUCUACCAAGGAUGUUCCAAAGCCGCACCAAGUGAAAACAUUCACAGUAUCAUUACUGGUUUAGAAGAAGAUGUCACACUAAAUAGUGAAUCUAUAAUUGAACAACAUCAAGACAACGGCGCGAGUCAGAAUCAACGACAAAAACGAUUUUACGAUUACCUUGGAUUGGAUUAUCCAUCAAUAUACGAUUUUCCCACUUUACCAUAUUCUAGCCAACCUCACUAUACGAAAAGGGACGGUUCUCAGAAUACUGGUAUAUACGGAAGUGAUGAUGCUUUGAAUCUCAUUUUCAGAAGAUUGCAAGAUGUAUUAAAAGAUGUCAGAUAUCAACGUCGUCCUGCCCACACUCCAUACCCAGCUUAUAUACCGUUAGUGUACAUACCCCAAUUCAAUUGUGGCUGUAAUAACCAAGGAACAGCACCACCAGUAAAUGAUCGUAAUCAGCCAGCUACGAGUGAGACACCACCAAGUGAAGCAACAACAUCUGGAACUACUAAUGUCACUUUAGAUAAUAGAGGUUCAUUUAAUGAUAAAAGGCAAAAUUGGGGGAUCGUGACCACUAAACCUGAUUUAAGUAAUAGUGCCAAUCAAGGGGAUGGUAGCAGACCAAUUAAUUUUGAUCCUAUCCCUCCUGAAGAACCUAUGGAUGUAGAAGCACCACCGGUGGAUCAUGGAACUAUACAAGCCGGCGCUGAACCUGGAGAAACUCGUAGACAAGGUAGUUCACGACCACAAGUACCUGUGACUACACCUGCACCUAAUUACCUACCAAAUAGGCCUACAGUACGUUCAGAGUCACCCGUAAGUAGUUCUGAACGCUUUAAACCGGUACUCUGUGACGGUGCCAUACUUAUAUGUUGUAGUAUGAACCCAAUUACCAGCAAAUGCUUUGAAUCUUAUGGAUGCGAAGAUCCAAAGAUUUACGGUAAUGCCCCAUGUGACCCGAAGGUACAACUACUGGUGACCAAUAAAUUUAGGGAUUAUCAACUAAGAAGAGCUGGUUGAAACCGUGAGAAAUUCAGGAGUGAAUUUUGAAAGUUAGCCAAUGGCUACUUUAAAAUUACCUUUUAUUACAAGUAAUUUAAUAGCUGUAGAUAAUAUUAUUUAAUAGUACCUUAGAAUAUUUUAGUUGAUGUCAACAAAUACUAAAAUUUUCUCCGUUCAAAUAGAGAGUGACUAAAAUACGACUUCAUCAAGGCUCGAGAAAGAAAGUGCUUAUAAAGCAUAUUACAAACAGACUUUAUUUAUAUGGAUUGAUAUGAUAAAUACCUAAUUAUGAAGAGGUGAUAGCCUAACAGGCUAAAACUUGGAUAUUUAGAAUGGACAGUUUACAUUUUUCGGAGAGGACUUAGAGAGUCGUUCCACCCAUCUAUUCUGCUUCUGCGUUCGGGCCCCAUCUGGCGAUGCUUCUGCGCUCAACAAGAAAAACCUUUUCCAUCGCAUGCAUACAAGUGUAUUUAAGUAAUGGAAAACAUUGUGAGGAAACAAUAACGCCUGUAAAUUCUCUAUAAUAUUUUCAAUAUCUUCAUUUUCACACUUUACCCUGGCGGACAGUGGCCUAGUUUUUCUUCUUUUAAGAAAAUACCAUGUGUUUAACUUAUUACAAGUACAACGAUGAUGAAAAGGCAUUGAAUCACUUGUAUUGAGGUACGCAACAAAAAAUGAGGCUUGGAGCAUUUUUUUUUCGUUGGUGAAUAAUGCUCCUGGUGUAAGUUUUUAAGUUGAAAAAUGAGACGCAUUUUCAUAUUCUGUUAAAUUUGUGAAGAGAGAAAGCAACUACACUUUGUCUGUUAUAUGUAUAAAGAGGAUGUAGAGAGACAAAAUUAAGAGCCAAUGUGAACUUCCAAACUUCUAAACUCGGAAAAAUAGAUAUUCCGUAACCACCAAAUACGCGGGUAUAGUCUCAGACGUCGUUUGUUUCUUGUUAUAUUCUGACAAUUAUAAUAUAACUUAUUAAUAUUAUUUUUAUAUACGCUAUUUUAAAUUAUUUAAAACAGACCAUUUGUAAACUGGUAUAUAUUUUCUAGAAAUAAUAAUAAUAUAAGUUUCUCAUAUAAAGUACCUAUAAUUGCAUUGUGAUUGCAUGGUUUAUCUAGCCAAGUGAACGGUCAGUUAAUGACUUACAAAUAGUAAAUCGAAUCGACAAUAAGUAUCUAUAGACGGCGUGUACAAACUUGUGAUACUUUGUUCCUAUACCUAGUGUUCGGUAAAUUGUAUUUUAAUACUAAAAUAUUUAUUAUGGCAGCAUUUUACAUAAGUAUGAAAUAUAUUUUACAUCUUUGUAAGAAUAGUACUUAUGUUCAAAUAUAGGUAUACCUAAAGUAACACUAAGCUUAUGAAUAUUUACUUUUAUUAAUACAAUGCAUAAAAAAUAUUCUCCGUUGAUUGCUAUUAAAUUUAAAGAAAAUUAAUUAAUUUUAAAAUUAACAUUUUAAAAAUUAGGUAAUUAAAUUUAAUAACAUAAAGAAAUCACAAAAAAAAUAUGAUAUUAUUAUGAUUUUUUCAUGAAUCAUAUGAAUUUUUGAAAAACUUUCAUUUUGUAAAGUGGGAUUUGUAUAUGCCCAACGCAUUUUUAUCAAAACUGUUAAUUUCGCCAAAAAGGUCAUAAACUCCCAAGUAAAUCAAAAAUUAAACUGUGAAGAGUCCUUAUUGAUCCCAUGUGUGUUACAACAUAUUGUUAGCCUCAAAGUUUAUAUUAAAAUAUUUUUUUACGGUGAAUUUUACGAUAAAAAUAUUUAAGUCAAAAUUUUGUGAAUCGUGCGGCUAAAAAAAUGUGUUUAAUUUUUUUGUAACAUUUACCAUUUCUGGCAAAAAAUGAUUCUAAAUUUACAAUGUACAAAAAUACUUUAAUAUAGAGUCCCUUUUAAUCAGAAACGGUGAAAUGGAAAUAAGUGUAAAAACAAUUUUUGUAGAUAUUUGAGAAUGUUCGGAUAGGGUGACUGUUUGUUUAGACAGUAUGUAGUAUAUAUUCGUAAGUGCCUAGUUAAAAUAUGUUUUUAAUAUUUAUGCAUAUUUAAUGUUCUUUGUAAUCAACUAAAACUUUUUUAAUUUUGGGCAACUUCAUUUUUAAAAUUACAGAUUGUAUUACAUACAGUCAGCAUAUAACAUCUAACUAUGUUAUAUGCUGACUGCAAUAGGGUAGUUGACUCAUAUCAAAUUUAAUGUAAACAAUUUUUGUGUAGUAUACAUUAAAUAAGGAUUCGAAAUAUAUCGAUAACGAUUAAUAAAAGUUAAGGAUUUCACCCAUCCAUCAGUCCAUGCAAGAGGCCUAUGUCUAGCUAUGGUCUAUAGUCUGAUGAUGAUGCUGAUGAUGAUGAUGAAGAAUUUCAUAGAAACCUUAAUUCGAAAGUUAUGUAUUUAGUAAAUUUUUCGUCAAUUUUGUGACGUCACGACGUUACUUGAUGACACUAAAUGAAUAAACGUCAAACUAAUAUUACUGUUAACUAAUAAAUUUGUCAAACACUCCGUUUGUUAAGGUUUGGUGUUAAAGUGACGUCAUCAAACAGUUAAAAUAUAGACCAUCAUGGCCGACAGCGUUUUGACUCGUAUUGUAUAUCGUUGUCAAAAAUAUAUUUAAAAAUAUUUUUUUUUAUGUAAAAAAAAAUGUCUCAAAAAAAAUUAUUGUUUUUUUCAAUCUAGUAGAACGGCAACGAACAUUUACUACCCUUUGAAAAUAGUGUUGCCUGUUUAACAACGAUAUUAUUGUAAUAAAAAAGUAAAAACCGAGCGUUUCUGUUUUCAAUAAAAUUACAAAAAAAUAUAUGAAACAAUAAGAGUAACAGAACACUAAAACCAAUUUUUUAAACAUUUCUGCCAGUAUUUAUUUCUAUUUUACUACCCUUUGAAAAUAGUGUCAACUAGCUUGUUUUACAACUAUAUUAUUUUAAUAAAAGAGUAAAAACCGAG